This is a messenger RNA of Pseudophryne corroboree (corroboree frog), 945 nucleotides long. RefSeq names its product olfactory receptor 5V1-like. Gene Ontology annotation, cellular component: plasma membrane. Gene Ontology annotation, biological process: G protein-coupled receptor signaling pathway; detection of chemical stimulus involved in sensory perception of smell. Bases 1 to 945 code for a protein of 314 amino acids. The transcript has a single exon. Lineage: Eukaryota; Metazoa; Chordata; Amphibia; Anura; Myobatrachidae. The record is from RefSeq and is a predicted model, not a curated record. Gene Ontology annotation, molecular function: G protein-coupled receptor activity; olfactory receptor activity.
AUGGAGAAAGCUGGCCCUGCAGCCGAAUUACACAAUCAGACGCCUGUAACUGAGUUUAUCCUUCUGGGAUUUGCAAACUUCCCCCUCUGGAAACCAGUCAUUUUUGGUGCCUUUCUGACCAUCUUUCUUUUGACUAUAACGGGGAACAGUCUCAUUAUUUUGGCAGUGAGACUGAAUCUUCAUCUGCACACCCCUAUGUAUUUCUUCUUAACGAACCUUUCCUUCCUGGAGAUGGGGUACACCUCCACUACAAUACCUAAUAUUCUCUAUGGGAUAUUAAGGCAUAGCAAUGUCAUCUCAUUCACCGGCUGCAUCGCCCAAGUCUACCUAUUUACAGUCUGCGCCACCACCGAAUGCAUCCUCCUGGCCGCCAUGGCUUGUGACCGCUAUGUGGCAAUCUGUCGGCCACUCCACUACAAAACCAUAAUCAGUAGCGUGGUGUGUGCCUAUCUGGCAGCCUUUGCCUGGUUGUGUGGUGUUCUAAACUCAACGAUCAACACAUACGUCACCUCACACCUCCAUUUCUGCGGGCCUAAUGCCAUAGACCGUAUGUAUUGUGAGGUCCAGCCUCUGAUACGUCUCUCCUGCUCCAGCACCCGCCUUAGUGACGUUCUUGCCACACUUUCAGCUGCCGUGUUCGGAGUCAGCUGCCUCCUCUUCAUCCUCACAUCCUACGUUUUCAUCCUGGCGGCCAUACUCAGAAUGCCCAGUGGAACCAGCAGGCAGAAGACCUUCUCCACGUGUGCCUCUCACGUCACCGUUGUCAUCCUCUACUUUGGAUCUCUCACCUUCCUCUAUCUUUUACCGGACAAUAGAUCUUCCCAGACACUGAAUUCGGCAGUCUCCAUGAUCUAUUCUACGGUGACUCCGUUGUUCAAUCCCAUCAUCUACAGCCUGAGGAACCAGCAGGUGAUAGACGCAUUGAAGAACGUGAUGGAUCACUGA